AUGGCCGGGCGCGGCGCGAGCCCGGCCCCGACGCCUUUCUCCAUCCAAGCGCUCCUCAACAAGAAGGAUGGAGGCGCCGCGCGGGCUGCAGCUCCCGGCCGCCCCCGCCCGCCGAUGCCCCUGCCCGGCCCCGAGGGCGCGCCCGCCUGCUGCUGGCGGCUCUUCGGCCCGGACGCCGCCCCCCUGGGCCCCGCGCCCCAGCCGCCGCCGCCGCCCCGGGAGCAGCCGCGCUCCGGCCCCGCGGCCGCCCGGCCGCCCCUCUGGGACUCGGACUCGGUCCUGAGCGAGGAGCACGACGGCGACCGGGAGGAGGACGAGCGGCAGGAGCAGGAGCAGGAGCGGGGCGGCGGGGAGAGCCACGCGCCCGCGGACGCCGGAAGGUUCCGAGAGAGGCCGCCCGGCCAGGGCAGCGCCCGAUCCCUCGCGGGAGAAGCCGGCCCAGAGCAAGGCGGCCCUCCGCCGUCCCCGCAGAGCCAGCCCCCGGGCCGAGGCUCGGGGCCGCCGACAGCAGGAGCCGGCAGCCACCCGGAGGACGGGGAGGAGGACGAGGAGGACGGCGACGAGGACGAAGAGGGCAAGCGCGGCAGCCAGGGCUCCAAAGCCCUCUCCGAGGAAGACGAGGCGCUGUCGGCGGGCGCCCCGGGCCCGAUGGCGGCCUCGGCGGCGGCGGCCCAGAAACCGCGCAAAAAGCGCUCGCGGGCGGCCUUUUCCCACGCGCAGGUCUUCGAGCUGGAGCGGCGCUUCAACCACCAGCGCUACCUCUCCGGGCCCGAGCGCGCCGACCUGGCCGCCUCGCUUAAGCUCACCGAGACGCAGGUGAAAAUCUGGUUCCAGAACCGGCGCUACAAGACGAAGCGGCGCCAGCUGGCCGCGGACCUGCUCUCCGCCGCGCCCGCGGCCAAAAAGGUGGCGGUCAAGGUGCUAGUCCGCGACGAUCAGCGGCAGUACCACCCGGGCGAGGUGCUCCGGCCGCCUCCGCUGUUCUCCUUCCAGCCCUCCUACUAUUACCCCUAUUACUGCCUGCCGGGCUGGGCCCUCUCCGCCUGUGCUGCCGCCGCCGCUGCCGGCGGGGGCAUCCAGUGA
Candoia aspera is the source of this 1083-nucleotide messenger RNA. RefSeq names its product NK3 homeobox 2 (gene NKX3-2). The record is from RefSeq and is a predicted model, not a curated record. NCBI's taxonomy places the organism in Eukaryota, Metazoa, Chordata, Lepidosauria, Squamata, Candoiidae. Gene Ontology annotation, cellular component: nucleus. Gene Ontology annotation, molecular function: DNA-binding transcription factor activity, RNA polymerase II-specific; RNA polymerase II cis-regulatory region sequence-specific DNA binding. The transcript is spliced from 2 exons. The coding region runs from base 1 to 1083 and encodes 360 amino acids. Gene Ontology annotation, biological process: regulation of transcription by RNA polymerase II; cell differentiation.